AUGGAAGAUGAGACCCUGAGGCUUCUGGGCAGAGGAAGGAGCAUCCCACUGCAGACUUCCUCUCCAGUUGCCACGAGUGCCAAAGCCGAUGACUGUGGUCCCUCUAUUGGACUAGCAGCUGGAAUCCCAUCCCUGCUGGCCACAGCCCUGCUGGUGGCCUUGCUGUUUACUUUGAUUCAGCGAAGAAGAAGCAUGGAUGAGCCCAUUGAGGAAAGUGAGAGACCAUGUGAAAUUUCAGAACUCUACGAUGACAAUCCCAAAAUGUCGGAGAAUCCUAGGCGGUCACCCACACAUGAGAUGGACCCACGAGGUACCCAGCAAGGCCACAUAUAUGUGAAGACGGUCUCUGGAAGUGAGGAACCCCUGCCUGACACUUACCGUCCUCCUGAAGAAAUAGAGAGAAGGAGAGGGCUGUGGUGGCUUGUACCAAGACUGAGCCUAGACUGACAUAGCUUUGAUAGACAGCUGACUCGGAACUGGAACAGGGCUGACAACCCCAGGAUCUGUGCUUAGGAACCAUGCUUGGAGAGGCAAGAAGCCAGUUGCCUCCCUUUCCACAUACAUUUCAUUUAUAGAUCUGAGGUGUAUCUGGGUUGAUUUCCUCAUUAGGGGGAUGGGGCAGUUUAAGGUGAAUUCAACCUUGGACCUUGCAGUUUAAUCAUCAGUACAACCCAGGUGAGUUGCUACCCAUUCAGAUGAGCCCCCUUGGUCCUGUUUCUUAAUCCAGAGACGUUAGCUUUGGGGAAAUUGGUGUGGCUUCUGAGCGUCCUGCCUUCUCCUCUGCCUACACCAUCUCUUGUCUUAAAACAAUAAAUAAAUA
Messenger RNA from Phodopus roborovskii (desert hamster), 820 nucleotides. RefSeq names its product oligodendrocytic myelin paranodal and inner loop protein (gene Opalin). NCBI's taxonomy places the organism in Eukaryota, Metazoa, Chordata, Mammalia, Rodentia, Cricetidae. The transcript is spliced from 6 exons. The record is from RefSeq and is a predicted model, not a curated record. Bases 1 to 447 code for a protein of 148 amino acids. Gene Ontology annotation, cellular component: plasma membrane; cell-cell contact zone.